Diutina rugosa is the source of this 1173-nucleotide messenger RNA. RefSeq lists its product as uncharacterized. The transcript has a single exon. The record is from RefSeq and is a predicted model, not a curated record. Lineage: Eukaryota; Fungi; Ascomycota; Pichiomycetes; Serinales; Debaryomycetaceae. The coding region runs from base 1 to 1173 and encodes 390 amino acids.
AUGGUCAAGCCGAAGCUUGGCGCCAAGAACGCCACCAACGCUGGCGUUGGCCAUGACAAUGGUACCACCAGCGACGACGGUAAGGGUAAUGCCGAUGACCCCGCUGUGGAUGAAAUCGAAACCCCUGAAAUCGUUAAGGAGAAAUCCAUUGGCAAUGUGUCCAAAUCCAAGUAUUCGGGCUCCCAAAAGAGAUUUACCUUAACUGCCAAAAAAUAUCUCGUGCCGCUUUCCAGAGCCGAUCUGAUUGAGGAAAAGAAAGCAAUCUAUGAGGAAUGGACGAACGCCAUCACGCCAAAGGUACGUAUCGCUCCGGGGUCUGUGGCAGCCAUCUUGCAGCACAUUCAAAAGGAAUUGAUGAGAAAGAUGGAAAAGCCAGAGGUUGAUUAUUUGCUUAAUUUCAUGUUGAAAGUCACCGAACACAUAUUUUCUGAAUCCAUAUUGAGGUACAGCAACAUAUUACAGGAGUUUCCAGGCUUGCUUUUGCAGCAAAAAUCUAUCCUCUUGUCAUCGGAAGCAAUCCGCUGCCUCUUGACGUUUGUUACAGACGAUUACAGAGGCAUGGUUGAAGAGGCCUUUUUGGACGCGGUACCAGAUAUUACUUCACCACCGUUGUUUCUGGCUGUCUUGCCGAUUGUAUUGUCGAACGAACUUGAUUUGGCACAGGACACCGCCAUCGCCCAGGUUCAAGCCAUUUUGUCCAAAGCCGAGGAAGUAUGCCAAAUGCUGCCCUCGGAACUGUUGGACCUUUUCGGUGGCAAUCUCGACGAGGACAUCAAGAAGGCGAUAUUGAACACUGGCGCUUCUCCGCUGCCGCCGCAACCAUCGCCACCACUCGAAUCCACGCUGCUGUCUCGUAAAAGACGCAACCCCGCUGACCCUGACUCCAACAAGAAGCCUCGAAACAACAACCUGCCUCCGCCGCCUGUUGCUGGCCCUCUGCGUCCCGUUGGGCAGCCCCGCAUCGACACAGUGGCAAGUCCUUCGAACCCUGCGGUUCAGAAUCGACCCACCAUUAGUGGUUUGCCGCAAAACAUGACCUUCGAUGAUCGUAACAUCGCCAACAUCAGUACCCUGAACUCUUGGGCACUCUCAGGUGCCACCCAGGAUUCGACCGACCACGAGAUUUUCAUAAUCGAUAGCGACGACGACGACAAUGGCGACGGUGACGAAUAA